CAGACCAUGGAAAGAGGUCUGGGAACGAGACUAAGCGCACUUUCGAAUGUCACGCGUUGCAGUGGCCAUUUUUUUAUCUGUGUGUGGAGUGCUAUCAGCGGUGUAUCCUUCGUGAUCUCCCUCUCAUAUUGCCACCAGAAUGGAUAGUAUAGUCGAGGUGACUCCCUCUUAAGACCACAGGGUAUGGGGUUGGGGUUUCAACUGAUUGCUCGUCAAAUGUACCCUGCCGAGGACAACCGAGAACAACCGAGAAUACUCGGAGGUGAAUGUUUCCGAGGUUGGUUUUGGGCAGAAAAUUGACCAGAUUGUGUGCCUGGUGCGUGAGCAAGCUAAGGAGACGGCAGUGGUCAAGGAGGAGUUGUGUUCCCUACGAGCAGACAUGAAAGAGCUACAUACGCGUCUCUCUGAAUCCGUAAGCUCCACUCCAAGCUCUCUUUCAGGGUCUAGCACUUCUGGCUCAACCCAUAAAAAGUCGAAAAUUCCUACGCAACUUUCUGCUCUUGUCAAAGUUCUACAUGAAAAUGCAGAGACGUCUAAGCGGUUGGUUGGAUCUGAGCCGUACAACAGUGCCUUAAAUCAGAGCGCAAAAGAGUACCUGGUUUCACAGUUGACGGAGCAGUGUUCCGACAAAUACUCUCCUAAGAGAAUUCAGCGGUCUGUACACGGAUACUACGAGAGCCGGAGAAGGCUUCAAUGACAGCAGGCCUAAUAGGAUCGAGCAAGCUACAAAGGUACAGACUGAAUCAAGAAGAAGAGAACGACGUAAACGACUCUAUCAAAGCCGUAAAAAGUAUAUUCGGACUCCAAAGGAAGAGAAGAAAUGGAUGGAAAUAAGUUUCGAAUAUAUGACGGAAGAGAGCGAGGCUAGUGAUGGGGAGAAAGUAACCAAGCAUUCUUUGCCAUGGCGUUCAGAAAAGAUUAACAAGUUGGUCCGAAAACUGGACAACCGUUCAGGGCAGGCACCGGGAAAGAAUGUUUUCCUAAAGAAAGAGCGGAUAGAUAAGUCUCCGUCACUUAUUUCUCCUCCCUCUAAUUCGCCCAGGUGGGCUGUGCGCCAGUCCGAGGGAUCAGCUGCUGAGCCUGGUUCUACUCCCUCCAGAGCGGAAAACAAUUCAACGAGCAGGAGACUAAAUCCACCAUCUCCAGAGUGCUUUAGUGACACUAAUAUGGACUGAACUACUGUAUGUACUCUAUAUACCUUGUGGACUGAACUACUGUAUGUAUACUGUGUUUUAUUCGAAUCUGACC
Messenger RNA from Geodia barretti, 1248 nucleotides. The record is from the annotation of a GenBank genome assembly. Lineage: Eukaryota; Metazoa; Porifera; Demospongiae; Tetractinellida; Geodiidae.